Messenger RNA from Exophiala bonariae, 1074 nucleotides. RefSeq lists its product as uncharacterized. The transcript has a single exon. NCBI's taxonomy places the organism in Eukaryota, Fungi, Ascomycota, Eurotiomycetes, Chaetothyriales, Herpotrichiellaceae. Bases 1 to 1074 code for a protein of 357 amino acids. The record is from RefSeq and is a predicted model, not a curated record. Gene Ontology annotation, molecular function: oxidoreductase activity, acting on NAD(P)H.
AUGCAACUCGUCAACUACGCCGCAUGGAUCCCAUCCGAGAAAGCACGGUUGGAAGUCGGAACCAGCCCGUUUCCGACACACGUCGCGGCGGAUGAGAUCGUCAUCAAGAACCACGCCGUGGCGGUGAACCCGGUGGACUGGAAGAUCCAGGUGUCGGGCGGAUUCGGGCUGCGGUACCCGUACAUCCUGGGCGACGACGUGGCGGGGGAGGUGGUCGAGGUCGGCGCGGCGGUCAAGGCGGCGGGGACGUUCAAGCCGGGCGACCGCGUGAUUGCGCACGCGCUGGGCCUCGGCGCCAAUAACCCCCAAUACGGCGGGUUCCAACUGUAUCCCAAGCUGAAGAUCGUGACCGCCGCAAAGAUCCCCGACGACAUCCCGCCAUGGAACGCCGUCGUGCUGCCGCUGAGCGUCUCCACCGCCGCGGCCGGCCUCUACCUCAAGACGAAUCUGGGCCUGAAGCUCCCCAGCGUCAAGACCAGCACAUCCAGCGACAUCGACAUCGACAGCAAACCUCCGCCGACGCUGCUCCUGUGGGGCGGCUCCUCCUCGGUCGGCAGCUCCGUGAUCCAGCUGGCCGUGGCGUCGGGGUACCGGGUGAUCGCGACGGCGUCACCUUCGAACUACGGGUACGUGAAGGCUCUGGGCGCGGCGCUGGUGCUGGACUAUCACAACCCGGACAUCGAGACGCUGCUGAUCGCGGUGCUGCGCGCCGAGGGCUCCGGGCCGCUCGCCGGUGCGUACGACGCCAUCGGCAGCGAGGCGACAGUGAGUGUGAGCGCACGCAUCGUGCACGCCCUGGGUGGCGGCCGCGUCACCAGCGUCAUCUCCAUCCCGUCGCAGCCGCCGCAUGAUGUCACGACGACGCGCAUUUCGAGUGCCGCCAUCGUCACCCAGGAGGAGGGCCGCGUCGCCCGCAAGGUCUGGGGUGAGUUUGUCCCUGCUGCGUUGAGGACUGGCGUCUUGAAGCCCAGGCCCGACGAAUUAAUCGUCGGGAGAGGCCUCUAUUUCGUGCAGGCCGGCUUGGAUAAACAGAGGGAGGGCGUCAGUGCUAGGAAGGUGGUGGUGACACUUUAG